This is a messenger RNA of Zingiber officinale, 798 nucleotides long. RefSeq lists its product as uncharacterized. NCBI's taxonomy places the organism in Eukaryota, Viridiplantae, Streptophyta, Magnoliopsida, Zingiberales, Zingiberaceae. The record is from RefSeq and is a predicted model, not a curated record. The coding region runs from base 344 to 757 and encodes 137 amino acids. The transcript has 2 exons.
UGCCCCGGGCCCGCCGACCGCCACUCAAUAAAUACCCUUCGUUCGCUCCAGCCUCCUACCCUACUCACCCACCAACUACCGCCACGCCUCCGUAGCAGCAAGAGAAAAAAAAAACAAAAAAAAAAAUCGAGAAAAGAGAAGUCGGAGAAUCCAAGAGAGAAUAAGCAAAUCCCUCAAUCGAGAGAUGGAAGUGUCUCCGCCGCAAGAAGAGGAGUCGAAGUUGUCACCGGCGAUCGCAGCGGGUGGAGACCGCGAAGAGGUGUCUCCCGAGCCAAGAAGGUGAGUGUUGGUGUUUUAGAUCCCGGAGAAACGACCUGUUUCUUCCCGGCCCCUUUUUUUCUUCAUGUCGGGGAUGCCGAUUGCUGGCGGAGAAGAGGUGGAGUUCGCGGCGUGCGAUUGCUGCGGGAUGACGGAGGAGUGCACGCCGGCGUAUAUUGCCGGAGUGCGUGAGCGGCACGGCGGUCGGUGGAUCUGCGGCCUCUGCGCGGAGGCCGUGCAGGACGAGAUCUGCCGCUUCCGGCUCCUGAUCUCUCCCGAGGAGGCCAUGGUCCGGCACGCCACAUUCUGCCGUAACUUCCGGUCGGCCAAAGCGCCGGCGGCCGGCUCGGCGGAGCAACUGAUCGCCGCCGUCAAGCAGCUCCUCCGGCGGAGCCUCGAAUCUCGGCGGACGGUGGGCAGCCCCCGGUCCGCAAGCGACGGUACGCCCCGGUCCAGUCUAGACCGGACAGGUAACGGCCUUCCUGCCUUGCUUGGCUAAGAAGGAUAAAGAGCAGAGAAUCAAUAUCUCAAAAAAAGAGA